UUUUCCUCUCACACUCUGAAGAUGAAAAGACGUCCAAGAGAGAAGAAGAUCUGACCUGAGAAGACAAACUGACCUGGAGCUGACCUCAACCUGUGAAUCUUGUGGAAAUCAUCACUUGUUAAAAAUAGUAUUAUCAUCAUGGUUGAUCCACAACAAGAUGGGAAAAAAAAUGGGAAUUAUGAGCAGUGGACCAAGGAAGAGAGUGAUACCUUAUUAGAACUAAUGGUUGAUGCCGCCGUUAGGGGAUGGCGUGACAAUAGUGGCAUUUUAAGUAAGCAAAUAGUGGAAGAAAGAAUACUUCAUGUUCUUAAUGCAAAACUUGGGUGUCACAAGACAUACAAAAACUACCAAAGCAGGGUAAGAUGGUUUAAAGGUCGAUGGAACUCUUACUCUACCCUUAUGCGUUUUAGCUCUGGUUUUGGAUUUGAUUCAACUGCAAAGAGGUUUACUGCUUCUAAUGAAGUAUGGGAGGAAUACCUUAAGGCUCACCCAAAGGACACCGACUUGCGCUAUGGGACAUUUGAUGAUUAUGAGGACUUGGAAAUUGCUAUUGGGAAUGGUGUAGCGGUUGGGAAAAACUCGGUCGGGUUGGGUAGUGUUACUGAUGCAAGAACAUUAGGUGUUGGUGAAGGUAGAGAGGCAUGCAUAGAAGACUUUGAUUAUGAUAUAGAUUGUGAAGCAUUUGUUGGACCAAAUCAAAAUAAUCCCUCAACUCAUCCAACAUCACCCCUCCAAUCCCUUGAAAUUUUGGAGGUUCCGAGGCGAGGAACAACCCAAAAUAAAAGAGGUAGAACCGAUUAUGAAGGAAAUUCUAACUCAAUUGGGGGCACCCCUCAAAGUGGCGUUAUGAAGAAGCUUGAUAAACUUUACUCUGGUUUUGAAGUAAUGAUUAAUUUACUAGAGAAAAGAGAGCAACAAAGUAAAAUUUGGGAUGCUAUCAUGGAGAUCCCAAACUUGGAUGAAGCUACCGGUUUCAAGGCUCUUGAGUUGCUUGAUACCAAAACAAAAAAAGAUUGAUUCUUGAAUAUGUCUCCUCAACAGCAAUCAAAUUGGAUAUUCCACAAGUUGGGAGGACUAUAAAUUGUGACUUGCUAUGUUAUGAUGUCUUAUGUGAUGUUAUUAUGAAUUAGAAUACAUUUGGUCUUUUAAGUUCUUUUGAAUAUUUUGCUUUAACUAUUAUCGGAUGACUUUGGUUAUUUUGUU
Molecule: messenger RNA, 1203 nt
Organism: Rosa chinensis
Lineage: Eukaryota; Viridiplantae; Streptophyta; Magnoliopsida; Rosales; Rosaceae
Exons: 4
Coding region: 139-1017 (292 amino acids)
Source: RefSeq, a predicted model, not a curated record